Bradysia coprophila is the source of this 1776-nucleotide messenger RNA. RefSeq lists its product as uncharacterized. Gene Ontology annotation, cellular component: plasma membrane. Gene Ontology annotation, molecular function: ammonium channel activity. Gene Ontology annotation, biological process: ammonium transmembrane transport. The record is from RefSeq and is a predicted model, not a curated record. Lineage: Eukaryota; Metazoa; Arthropoda; Insecta; Diptera; Sciaridae.
UCAUACACAUGGGAAGAUAAAUUCAUUUCUUUUAUUUCAAUUUUGUAUUGAGUCAAUAAUAGAAUGUUUUCAUGUCACUGCUAAAUUCGUUCGACAUCAUAAUAAAUUGAUUCGAAUACACAAGUGGUUAGAAUUCUUAUUACAACUCGACGUUCACCUGUGCUUUUCGGUUAAAUUUUAGUGCAAUACGAUUUUCGCGAAAAAUGAAUGGAUCUGAGAUGAUCGCCACAGACUUUAUUGGACUGAAGAAUAUCAGUGUCGAUGUUGGCCAAGACUUAAACAAUUUCACCACCCAAACGAGCCCAGAAUUUGACUCAGGGCAUAUUACAUGGAUAUUGGCUUGUACAGCGGUUACAUGGCUGAUGAUACCAGGUGUGGGAUAUUUCUACAGUGGCCUGGCUCCUAGGUAACGCACUGGAUUGAUUCAUUUAAUGAUUUUUUGAAUAAAAGCACGCAUAUCCGAGAUAAAAGCUCUCUUACGCUCAUAAUGAUGUGCUUUUGGUCGUGUGCAGUGGUAUCCGUUCAGUGGUAUUUGAUUGGCUACUCGCUGUGUUUAAGUAACACUGGAAAUUGGCUCAUCGGAAACGUUGACCAUGUCAUGCUCAGAAAUAUCGGAGAUUUACCUGCCACUGCAAACAAGAAAAUUCCUGCAUUACUUGUUGGAAUUUGGUACUGUUUAUUCGCUGCAAUCACACCAACAAUAAUAAUCGGUGCGGUUGUUGAACGAGCCCGUGUUCUUCCAUGCGUUGUGUUCAUAUUCUUCUGGUCGACAUUAGUUUUCGACUUUCUAACGUAUUGGACUUGGAAUGCUAACGGUUGGUUAAAUCUGAAAGGAGGACUGGAUUAUGGAGGUGGAACUCCCGUUCAUAUCAGUACAGGUGCCGCAGCAUUGUCAUACGCAUUAUUAGUAGGGGAGAGGCAGGAUACUAGUGAGAAACCACCACAUAAUAUGGCCCACGUUAUCCUUGGAACCAGUUUCAUUUGGUUCGGUUGGCUUAUUGCUAAUGCCGGAAGUGGUCUGGCUCCAUCAUUGCGGGCUGUUACGGUAAUGAUAACGACAAACAUGUCUGCAGCCGUGGGAGCUAUAACUUGGUCCGUUAUGGACUUCCGUCAUGAAAGAAAAUGGUCGGCAUUGGGAUUUUGCUGUGGAAUGGUAACCGGGCUAGUAGCAGUUACACCUGCUAGUGGAUACAUUACUCCAACGUCAAGCAUUUUGUUCGGCAUUGUAGGUGCAGUUGUUUGCAAUAUUUCCAUGUCUUUCAAACACUGGCUGAAAAUCGACGAUGCGUUCGAUGUGUUUGUCAUUCAUGGGGUGGGUGGCAUAGCUGGCAAUCUAUUGACUGGAAUUUUGGCCGACAAAUCAGUGGCUGCAGUUGAUGGACAGAUUAUUGCCGGUGGUUGGAUAGAUGGCAAUUGGAUGCAGAUCGGAAUUCAGGCAAUGGAUACUGUUGUCGGCUUUCUGUAUGCCUUCGUCAUGACCACGGUCAUUUUAUUUGUCAUUAAUAAAAUACCAGGACUGGAGUUACGUGUUGAUAGUGAAGUGGAGAAAAGUGGUCUGGAUCGAGCUGAAACGGGGUUUUCCAUGUACGAGCACGUUAAAGAGGCAAUGAGUACUGCGAUUGCUCUGCCCAAUCUUAAUGGUAACAGUAAGUUGACACUUACAAAAGAAAAUACGAAAGCAAUACAUGAGACCACUGUAGAUGAGUCGAUUUUUAGCGUAAGACUGUAGGUGUAAGUCGGAGGCGACGCAAGAACUAACUGAUUAAAUUGACUGAU